GUCGCCGUGCGUUCAUCCCUCCCCUCGGCGAACUGUCAAAUCGGCGAGCGUUGUUUGUAUACGAAAUUAAUAUCGGGUGUUUGGCGUCGCUGACAGAUCCAAGUGUGUAUCCCGGUCGAGGUAGCCUGGUUCAGGGUCAGAAUGAGUCGUACGAUGGACGAGAAGGAGGAGCUGGUGAAGAAGGCCUUAUUUAGUUUCGUUAGGAAGCAGGUGCCAACCGCUCAGCUCAGCUUAAUAGAUGACAUUGUGCUCAGUUAUGUAGUGAGUAUGGUAGAAGAAAGCGCAUUGGAAGAGAAUUUAGACGUGGACGGACUGUGCGAAAUGGUGUCCGCCUGCCUUCCCGAGUUUUCCACUAUCGAGAAAGAGGCUGUGUCAAAGUGGUUGCUUGAUGUAGAGAGUAAACUAAAACAGGAGACUAAGGAGAACGAAAAUUGCCAGUCCCCUAGUGAUCCACUGAAUCACAUCAGCCUGACAGCUCUCUUGCCAGCUGGCGCACAAAGAAUGCGGGUACAUCAUCUCUCAGAAACGAGCGAUGCUGGAAGUGAUUCUAGCGGGGAAUACUUUUCGGAAGUAAGGGUGAGAAACGAAUCUUCUUGGCAUCAAGUGGCUUUGCUGCAAGAGAUGUUCCCGGCGGCGAGUCCCGCUGAAGCGAGGCAUUGUUUAGCGGUAGCUGGGGGUGAUAUAGCAAAAGCCGCGCAACUCGCGUUACAUCGUCAGGAGGCGGGUCAGAGUAUCGUCAGCAACCUUACGUUUCUAACGCCCAACGGUCGUAAUAAAGCGAGGGUGAACGACGAGGAGUUAAAGUCUCGUAUCAUAGCGCGGUACAGUUACGUCGACAGGGACGACGAUUGCCGCGAGCACCGCCCGGUUGCGCCGAAAACGGAGCCCAAGAAACUGGUACGGUAUCUCGACAAUAAGAUUGUAAGUGUGAAGGGUGAACGUUAUACGGAAGUGCGAAGGGGCGGCGAGGACGAGGACGGUAACGAAGGUAGUAGGAAGAGGGGCCAUUGCCGUCCGUAACCAGUCCCUUUGCCUCCACCCCCUGAUCCACCCCCUUGGAGGCAUCUGAGAGAUUUUCAAUUAACUUAGAUCAUUUUCAUCUUAUUCAUAUAUAAAAAUAUAGACGAAAUAUCGAAUUUAAAAGGCGUUUGCAUUUCCGUUGACGUUUCAUUUUCAUGUAAUGCAGCCUGUACAACUCUCGGAAUCUCUUUCGUGUAAUAUUAAUUUAUCGUUAUUACAUGGCUAUAGUAAUAGUUGUUUUUUUUUUAUAUUUGUUCGAAUCUAUUCGCGAGUAAUUUUUUAGUAGAUAUCUCUGAAAUUUCACUUUGUAUAGAUUGUAUCUUUACAAUCGAGUGUGCAAUGGCCGUUUUAAAUAAAUAUUUAUAUUUAUAGCUUAAAUAUAAUUACAGCAGGAUUAUACAAGAAUCAAGGAUUGCUAUUCGUAUCGAGAUAUAGUUACUAAAGUCUUGUGAGGAACAACUUAUUUUAGCAUAUAAUAAAUUCAUUAGGAUUAAUUUUUUAAGAUUAAGAUGUUUUUCAGCUUCCACAGUCAAAUAUUCUUUUACGAAGUAUUUAUCUCGUUAUUAAUUUUACAUAGUUAAGAUUUCAAUUAUAAAAGAAAUACAUAUUUGAUUUAGAGAAUAAUUUGUGAAUUUUACUUUGUUAUGUAAAAAUAUACAUAAGUAUAUUUUAUUAUUUAAGCGAGCUGGCUAUUGUAAACUCGGCAUUUGACUUAAUAUCCAUUCCUUUUUCAUAAUAGUCAUGUUACAUUUUUCAAGUUUAUUUUAUAUAGAUGUAAGAAUCCUUUUUUCACAUAGAAGGAUCCUUCAGAAACAGAACGUCUAAAUUUCUUGAUUAAUAAUUCAUUUUUUCUGUCACAUAGAAAUUGUACAAAGCGAUUUUUUAUACUUGUUUUAAAAUGUCGAAGACAUUUAAUUAUGUUUUACUUUUUAAUAUUUUCAAGUCUAAUAAAAUAUUAUAAUAUAUAAAUAAUAUCAUUAAAUGUUGUAUUAUAGUAAUAAUAUUUAAUAUUAGUGGAAUAAUAAUUUAAAUGCUCUGUUUCUGAUGGAACGCUGUAUAUAUAUAGCGCCGAAUAGAAUUAUUUAAUUACAUUAUUAAUUUAUAAUUGUGUGAGAAGAACUUUUUGAUAUCGCGUGUGUAUAUUUUCAAUGUUGCAAUUGCUUUAUUUAUGUUAAUGCGAAAAAUAUUGUUUCUUAUUUUACGUCUGCGGAACGACGAGCGAACGAAAGGUGUGAUUUAUGAUGAAAAUAUACCUGAAAUGUAUUUAGGCAAAUAGCAGCAUUGUCAUGUAGCAAACUGAUCCUUUUUCAACUGCACUAUAUAGAAAAAUGUACUAUAUAUAUAUUAGUCAACAAAGCAAGAAUUUUUAUCCGCACAUUUAAUCAGAAAUCCAGAAAUAAUUGUUCAACAAUUUAGUAAGUCAAUAUUAUCUUAGUGAUGUAAGGAAUGAUUGCGAACGAGAAUGUACGUAUAAUUAUCGUUUGUCGAAUAAUCAAAAAUCGGGAGGUAUAUAAAUUGUAAAAAUUAUUUGACAAGUGCAUCUCUAUAGCAUCACGCAUUUGUGUCAAAUGAAAUUGAGAUCAUUGCUAAAUGAUUACAGAGUACUGUAGAUUUCGAAUAAUAUAUUGUAGUAUACGUACUUAGACGAACGCGAAGAUAUUUCGCUAGAAAAUAUUCACUCUCCUAGGGAUAAAGUCUGCUUAAAACCGCCAUACGAUUUGCCAGUAUUAUUAUCCUAUUAUUGCCGCUAUCGCACAGACUUUGAGGUAGCGCAAAUAUAAUCAUUAAAAUGUUAGAAAGUCAUGUAUAGAAUGAUGUAAACUCCAUACUUAUUUCAGAAUUCGUAUCUCGGCGGUGUUCGUAUAGAUAGACAUAAUUGCGAUUGCUUCCGAACGCUGUAACUGCAAUUUAAAUCAAGAUAUCUAUUUCGGUACUGAAUUUUCUCUGAUUUAAUGUUACAAACGGUUGUAAUUAUUUAAUGAAAUAAGGAAUUGAUUUGUACUAUAUUUGCUUAAAAAUAUUUUACAAAAUAGGAAGAACAUAAUAUUUGUAAUUAAUUCUCUCUUUUCAUUAAUCGACAGUUGAAAAUUUACCUCGUAAAUAUAUGAAUGUAAUGCAAUACAAAUACGAUAUGUCUUAUAAUGGGCCGAUUCUUGCCAUAGAUAAUUACGGGAUUACAUAUGAAUCAUGCUGUUAUUGAUAAUUGUGUACUCAUCACGUGGAUAAAUAUUUGCUGAAAACUAAAUGUAUUCCAUCGCCGAUUAAAUCUGAAUUAUACCAACAUUAUUUAUAGAUUUUUAACAUGUUUCGAGAAGGCUGCUAGGAAAUGCAGAGAAAAGAGAAAUAGAAAGGAAGAUUGAAUGGAUUACUUUAGUUUUAAGCAAAUUUUUCGAGUGUCCUUCUGUGUUGCAUAUAAAUAAGCACCGUGGCUAAUUAAUUUUCUCGUUAUAGAUGUGAACUUUUUCAAAUUGUGUGAAAGUAAGCUAAUGUAACGAUUGUAAUUUUAAUUGUACUUGCCUUUUAAUAUACUCUCAUCAUGUCAUAUUUAGAUCGCAAUUUAAAAUGUUAAUACGGAUUUUUUUCUCUUUAACAAUUGGCUGCUAGCGAUUACAUUGCAACGUGUAAAUUUUUAAGAACACUUAUUUUUUUAAAUGGCUUUUUUUGGAUCGAAGAGAAGGUAAUCAAUUACGGCAAAUAUAUAAAAGUAUGUAAUUAGGAUAUGAUAUCCUGGCGGUGAAUUCUGAGGCCUUAAGGACGGUUCAAAAAAAGUCGACAUUAAUAAAGUUUCAUUUUUAACUUAUAUAUUCGUACAAUGUACGCGACAUCUUUCGAUCUGUAUUUACAUCGCGUGCGAAAGAGAAAUUUUACAUUUGUUUAACUUUUCCAUAGAUCCGUUAUCUUAUUAUUUUUCACGUAUCUUAUUGAAGAAAACAAUAAGUGUUUGUCUAAUGUCGGUUUCUUCAUUUUUAAAGGUCUAAUUGACUAUGUAGCAUUCAUCUCCUUUUCAUUUAUCGAUAAUUAAUAAAUAUUAUGUACGAGAA
Monomorium pharaonis (pharaoh ant) is the source of this 4061-nucleotide messenger RNA. Its product is annotated as CUE domain-containing protein 2. The transcript is spliced from 5 exons. The record is from RefSeq and is a predicted model, not a curated record. Bases 142 to 1020 code for a protein of 292 amino acids. Lineage: Eukaryota; Metazoa; Arthropoda; Insecta; Hymenoptera; Formicidae.